This is a messenger RNA of Hippocampus zosterae (dwarf seahorse), 3036 nucleotides long. RefSeq names its product serpin peptidase inhibitor, clade E (nexin, plasminogen activator inhibitor type 1), member 3 (gene serpine3). The coding region runs from base 1492 to 2784 and encodes 430 amino acids. The record is from RefSeq and is a predicted model, not a curated record. Gene Ontology annotation, biological process: negative regulation of endopeptidase activity. The transcript has 9 exons. Gene Ontology annotation, molecular function: serine-type endopeptidase inhibitor activity. Lineage: Eukaryota; Metazoa; Chordata; Actinopteri; Syngnathiformes; Syngnathidae.
UUCGUUGUCAUAUUUGUUUAUGUUUUAAUUUUGGUUUAAUUACAUUUUUAUCGUUUUUGUAUUCACAAUUGUAUCUUUUUAGUUAAGAUUUGAUUUCUUUAAUUUACUAUUAUUUUAUUCCUUUAUUUAGUGUGUUUUUUCAUUUUUAUUUUAUUUAUUAUUGUGCCAUGUUUAUUUAUUUAUUCCAUUUCUUUGUCCGUGGGUCAAUUUGAUUGAUAUAUUUAUCAAGUCUUAUUCAUUUAUUCCUUGAUUACGUUUGUCAUUGAGUGAAAUCAAUAAAUUCGUCACAGGGUCAAAUGGUCACACUGGUGCAAAAAAAAGAAAAAAAGUUAACUGAACGGUAAACCAAUAACUGAGUAUCACAUGAGGACUUUUGAAACAUUUGUUUGAGAAUGGUUGGACAUUAGGGAGGCAGCGCUGCCCAUUAAAUAUGUGUUGACGUUCCCACCCGGUUUCGGAUUUGUCCUUACUCGUUCCCAUGCUCCUUUUCUCGCCACGCUCUUGUCGCCGUGAUGCGGGGCUGGCGUGGGGCAGCUCCACCACGUCUAAUCCUCGGCGGCGUACCUGGCACAUCUCGAUUGCGAUGCCGGCCCGCCGUCACCGGCCAGCGGUCACCCCUAAUCCACCAGCAUCUAGGCCACUCGGAACAAUGUCGGUGCUUCCACCACAACUUUCGGUACUAUAGCUUUAACACUUCCAAAACAGACCACUGUGUCUGAUGUUUGUAAAACAUGGUUCAUUUAAGACUCUUCUGUGUUGAUGAAAGCACACAUACUUUACACUGAUUAAGUCUUUGAUGUUCAUGAAAAUAUGUAGUUUAGGUUCCUUGAGGACUCAAGUGUCUUUGAUGCUUAUGAGAACAUAUAUGUCAGGCUGAGGGAAUACUUCACUGUCUUUGGUAUUUAUAAGGGCACAUAUUUGGAAUUUACUGAGGGUUACAUUGUCAUUGACGUUCAUAUAUAAAAAUGCUUUUUUUGUUUGUUGAAGUUACAUAUAACAAACUAAUAAAACAACAAAAGCAAGUCAAAACGGUAUUUUAAAACACAACUGACUCUCUGGCCAUUUGCAAACGAGGACGAAAGUGUCUUUCGUGGUCAUAAAAAACAUGGAUGUUUGGUUCAUUUCAGACUUAUUCAAUGUGGUCAAAAUCUGAGGAUAUUAUGUCCUAAAAUUCGUGUGAGCGAGCGUGUGCACAUGUGUAUGGAGUUGGAAGGGGAUGAAUGAACGGGAGGGCGGGGUCUUAUUACUGGCCCCGCCCACCCGGCGCCUCCUUGCGGCCGCGAAGGACGGCGCGUACCCCCCAGCCGGCGGGUGGGCGGCUGGUACGGACGUCGCCGCCAGAGUCCGCCACCGCCGCCGGCGGCAGCAGCAGCAGUAGCUCGGGGCCGAGGGUCCCCCCUUUUUAAGUGGUCUCAUGACUCAGUGCGGGGAAACAGCGGACGACUGCGAGCAGGAAGCAUCCCAACACUCAGAGAACCUUUGAACAUUGAGAUGUAUUGCAUCCCGGCGUCCGCCAUCUUGGCUCUACUCUGCCUGGCGUCCCCGGUCCACAGCACCGGCAGCCUGCAGGCCGGCCUGAGGCAUCGACAGGGCGGCUUCGCCAUGGCCUUGUACCGCGCCGUGGCCCAGGGCCGCGUCGACACCAAUCUGGUGGUGUCGCCGUCCGGCGUGGCAGCCGCCCUGGGCCUACUGCAGCUCGGCGCCCGGGGCAACACCAGGGCCCAGCUGGAAGCCGGCCUGGGCUACGACGUCAACGAUGCUCACGUUCGAGAGGUGCUGCUGCAGUGGCAGGCCGAGGUGAACAACAGCAGCAGUCCAAUGGCAUCAAAGGAGGCGUGGCUACAGCAGACAUGUGUUUUAUUGGUGCAGAACAGCAUUAAACUCGCCACCGGAUUCGCGCAUAAGGUUGAAACCUGGGCUGAUGUCAGUGUGAUGAAAGAUCACCAGCAGCAGAACAACAAUUCACGCAAAGAUGAGACGUGGCUCCCCCUACAGGCAGGAAGCAGCAGCGGCGACCUGUCUGGUUCUGGUGAAGUUCAACAGGCUGAGGCUUCAACAUUGUUAUCAUCUUCAUCGCUAUCGGCAUCAUCGUCUUCCUGGCCAUCCGGCCAGCAGAUGGCGCUGUUGAGCACGGUUACGUUCAGGGGCAUGUGGCAAAAGCAGUUUCACGCAGUCAACACGCACAACCUCCACUUUCUACUCAUGGACGGCACCACUGUCAAAGUACCCAUGAUGCACCAGGCUACCGAGGUUCGCUUUGGUCAAUUCCUAACAUCGUCUAACCAAAGGUACGCAGUCCUGGAUCUUCCCUACUCUGGUUUGUCCCUAAGCCUCCAGGUGGUCCUCCCUUCGGACCGCAAGACCCAUCUGUCUUCCCUGGAGGCUCAGCUGAGCUUUCGCCACAUGGCCUCCUGGGAGGCCGGCCUACGUAGGACCAAGAUGGACGUCUUCCUGCCCAGGUUCAAGAUGCAUAACAAAUUGAACUUGAGGUCCACACUUCCUGCCAUGGGAAUCGGAGACGCCUUCAACCCGUCGGACGCCGACUUUUCUGGGAUUUCAGCCGAGGACUCACUCUACGUCUCCGACGCCUUCCAUGAUGUCACCAUCGAAGUCACAGAGGAGGGAACCAAGGCGGCUGCCGCCACAGCCAUGGUGCUACUGAAGCGUUCCCGCGCUCCCGUCUUCAAAGCAGACCGGCCUUUCCUGUUCUUGCUGAGACACAUUAAAACAGGAUCCAUUUUGUUCAUGGGCCGAGUGAUGAACCCCACCGACCAAUUGCUAUGAGAUGUUUAUAACAUGACACGAACACGUACACACAUCUAUAUAGAUAAAUACUUUAUUAAUCCCGAGGGAAAUUACAACAUACACAGUAUUUAUUUACAUGCACUUCCGCAAGAGGGACAAUAUUUUUUGUAAAUGUGUAAAUAAAAUUGUAAUAAUUUUUUUUUUACACUUGAUGUGCCAUUUUUCCCCCCUUUUUUUGUGGCUCUCUAUUCUUUUCACCAGCAAAAAGUGUUUUUUUGUGAUCUUUUUCAA